This is a messenger RNA of Anguilla anguilla (European eel), 5600 nucleotides long. Its product is annotated as SH3 and multiple ankyrin repeat domains protein 2-like. The record is from RefSeq and is a predicted model, not a curated record. The transcript is spliced from 14 exons. Lineage: Eukaryota; Metazoa; Chordata; Actinopteri; Anguilliformes; Anguillidae. Gene Ontology annotation, molecular function: synaptic receptor adaptor activity; ionotropic glutamate receptor binding. Gene Ontology annotation, cellular component: dendritic spine; postsynaptic density; postsynaptic membrane. Bases 29 to 4201 code for a protein of 1390 amino acids.
GCACAGCACUAACCCACAUUCUAGAUUGAUGCAUUUCCAUGGAAACAUCCUGGACACCGUGCAGCACGGUUGCUAUGGCGUGGGCCUUAGCAUGCCGGUUCCUUUCUCUGCCAUUGCGCUGUAUCCUCUGUUCCAUCUCUCCUGGAGUGCAGAGCUGUGUUUCCUCCUUCCAGGCGUCUGUCAUUGCAACACUUCAUGCCGUGGAACAUGGCUGCUCACCCACAGCUUUCAGGACGCUUUGUGGGAGCUUCUCAGCGGGCAUUGUAGUCCCGGGGGUGUAGUGGGGAGAAGGGGGAGCAUCUGGGAUUCCGGAAAAUUCCAGUCAGCCCACGGGGAGGCACGCUCGCAGGACCAAAUGGAAGAGACUCCCAGAACCAGGAAGAAAGUUCACUUCAGAGAAACACGAGUGGACAGAUUGGACCGAAGGAAGCUCUUUCGACAUUACACCGUGGGGUCCUAUGACAGCUUUGAUGCUUCCAGUGACUGCGUUAUUGACGAGAAGACGGUGGUUAUGCAGAAGCGGGACAAUGAGGGAUUCGGGUUUGUGCUGCGAGGGGCCAAAGCCAACACACCCAUCGAGGAGUUCACGCCUACCCCAGUGUUCCCCGCUCUGCAGUACCUGGAGUCCGUUGACGAGGGUGGAGUGGCCUGGCAGGCGGGACUGAGGACUGGAGACUUCCUGAUCGAGGUUAACCAGGGCAGCGUGGUGAAAGUAGGCCACAGACAGGUGGUCAACAUGAUCCGGCAGGGUGGCAACCAUCUGGUGAUCAAGGUGGUAACUGUCAGCAGGAAUAUGGACCUGGGGGAUACUGCUCGUAAAAUAGCCCCACCCGCUCCAAAGCGGGCCCCUUCCACCGCACUUUCCAGGCGCUCCAAGUCUAUGACAUCAGAGCUCGAGGAGUUAGUGGAUAAAGCCACUUUGAGGAAAAAGAAGGGCGAUGCUCAGCCUUCAAAUAUUGAAGGUCUGAGGAAGAGGAUUGUUUUUCAAGUCACACUAAAUAAGGUGGACGAAGUUACCCCCUCCCAGAAACCACUGUGGGACGACAUGUCAACAGACAUGAGGGUGGCCGCCAUUAAGCCACGCCCAUCCAGCAGGUGUUUGGCCACGCCCAAGGAGAUGAACGUGCAGUUUGCAGUUGAGCAGGUGGACCUAAUGAAGUGGCCGUCCCUGUACGAGCGCCAGGGCAUUGCCGUAGUGUCCCCCACAGUGCCAGGGACCCCUGCCGGGGGGUCCCACCUGGGGGUGUCAAAGGGAACCAUGAGGAGGCAGAAGUCAAUAGGAGUAACAGAAGAAGAAAGGCAGUUCCUGACCCCUCCACUGCUGAAAUUCUCCAGGAGCCUCUCUGUGCCUGACACAUACCAGGACAUCCCGCCUCCACCCGCAAUCUCCCCUCCAGCCCCCCCUUACAACAGCCCCAAACCACCUGUGGUCGGGGGGGACAGUGGCACCAUCCGGCCGGGCUUCACCCCCAACUCCGCAGCCAAAGACACUGGCUCCCUGACUCGGGGUGACUCCAACAUGGGCACCAUGAGGAGGCACAAGGGCAUGUACUGCCGGCAGAGCUCUGAGCAUUUUGACUCCGUAAAUCCUUACAAAACCAACGUCUUGAGCCUGCAGAACGUGCACAACCACAGGUCCAGCGUGCUUGAGAAUCCCUACUCAAAAACGGGGAAGCCAGGUGUCAAGGCUCUGUAUGUGCCCGCCAAGCCUGCCAGGAGGAAGGGCAUGCUGGUGAAACAGCUCAAUGUAGAGGACAGCCCAGAGAAGACCUGCUCCAUCCCAAUCCCCACCAUCAUCAUCAAGGAGCCAUCCAUCAGCAGCAGCGGGAAGAGCAGCCAGGGCAGCAGCAUGGAGAUCGACACGUCAGCGUCCGACCACCCAGGCCAGCUGCGGCCCGAUGGCAGCCACAGAAAGAUCUGCAACCGCCAGAAACGGCUAGAGGCCCACCGCUGCUCCUCGGCCUUCAUCUCCACUGACCUGGGAGAUGAGGACGUAGGGCUUGUACCCGUCCCCGCCCCCCGUCUCCGCCAGUCCAAGUCCAUUGAUGAAGGCAUGUUCAGGAAUGAUGAGCAUCUGCACAAGCUCAUGGACCCACCUUCCUCACUCCUGGUUAUCCCCCAGGGAGAGAGAGGUGGCAGUGGAAAUGUGACGGACUUCACUUCCCAUGAAUCUACGCUUGUGAGGGUCCCCCUGAGCACGUGCACUGGGAACAGCCCCCACCUGGACAGCCCUCUCAGCCUGCCCGUGACCGUGGGCAAGACCUAUAGCAGCAGCAACGGGGGCACCUAUGUGCACCCAGUUACAGGGAAAGUGCUGGACCCCAGCUCUCCGCUGGCCCUGGCUCUGGCGGCCAGAGACCGAGCCAUGAAGGAACAGCAGGUGUACCAGCCACCACCUCCACAGCAGUCCAAGACUGACCCCCCCAAGCCUGAUCUCAACAAGCCCCUCUUUAUUGACACCAAGCUGCGCCCCAACACGGUCACUGCCACGGGCCGGCCAGGCAGGGGGGGGCUGCGGAGGCAAAUGACAGGGGCUAAGUACGAGACAAAUUUGGCAAAGGAUGAAUCUGAAAAGGUCGAGAGGACAAACAUGUUGAUUGACAUUGUGGACACGUCACAGCACAAGUCAGCCGGUCUCCUCAUGGUGCACAUGGUUGGCAGAACCACACCUGAUGUGAACAGCCCAUCAGUGGGGGAAAGAGAGAAUACCAUCACCGAGGGCCCAGACAGCACCCCAUCUGAACUGCGGGACUCCAACCAGCCAGUCAUCCCCGCUGGCAAGCCUCAGACCCCUAACACGCAUGAUCCUGCUACCACCACAUCACAUAGCAAGGCCUUCAUCUCUGUCAGCUCAGUGGAUGACUCAUUCCAAAAGCUACCCUUCCACAUCCCCCCACCACCCCUGGCCUCUGUCGACAUCACUGAGGAGUUUGUGUUCUCUGAGCCCCUACCGCCACCGCUGGAGUUCGCCAACAGCUUUGACAUCCCAGAGGACCAGGCUGGGGUCAUCGUCAAGCUGGUCAAACAGCAUAAUACUGGGACGGGGGCAUCCUCUCUUGCCCCUUACCACCACCCUCACCAGGGGGUGGGGACUGCAGAUGUGCGGAAGUCGCCAGCAAGCCUGACAAGCUGUGUGCCCCCUGAGAGUUUAGAGCCUGUCAACGAUUCAGGAAUUGAGGAGGCAGACAGCCGGAGCAGCGGUGACCCCCGCCUGGAGACCACCAGCACCGUCUCAACCGUGUCCAGCAUCUCCACCCUGUCCUCAGAAGGCGGGGAGCCCUUGGAUACAUGCACCAUCUAUGCAGAUGGGCAGGCAUUUGUGACGGAUCGGCCCCCGGUCCCACCUAAGCCAAAAAUGAAGCCUAUCAUCAACAAAUCCAAUACAAUUUACAAGGACGCUCUGAUUGAGGAAGACCUGGACACAUUUGGGAUGCCUCUGCCCCCUGCUCCUGCCCUUCCCCCUCCCUCAGGUGGUAGCACCCCCCCUUUGGACCCUCCCAAAACCCCCACACAAAGGACCUCAAAGCUCUGGGGCAACCCACCAGAGCUCACAAGCCCACCCCUGCCCAACCCCAAAACCAACAUGAUGAGUGAACACAACUCCGUGCUGCAACAGAUGAACAGAGAUAGAACAGCCAAGCCUGGGGAAACACUGGACUCUCCCACAGGAUCUAGAGCUAACUCUGGAGCAAGGGCUCUGGAGGUCUCAGUCUCAGGUACACAGCGAAACACCACAGUCACCUUCCCCACACAGCCUGGUGCCCAUCAGGCGAACAGCGAGCCCCACCCCCUCACCUCCCCUCCGGACUCCAGCCCCACCCCUAGCCACGCGUCCUCCCUGUCCCACUCUCCCUCCCCCACGCUGACGGAAGUGUUCAGUCUGCCCACACCCCCCCUGUGUUCCGGGCCGUGCAGCCUGGGGUCGGGGGGGAGCCGGUCCUCGUCCCCUCUCACCCUCGCCCAGGCUGUCUCUGACAAGCCGUUUGCCUCCAAGCCUGUCCCGCUGUGGACCAAGCAGGAUGUAGCGGACUGGCUGGAGAAUCUCAACCUGGCUGAGCACAGGGACGCCUUUAUGUACAACGACAUUGAGGGAGCUCACCUGCCCAACCUGCAGAAGGAGGACCUGAUUGAUUUGGGUGUGACUCGAGUGGGCCACAGAAUGAACAUAGAGAGAGCUUUGAAACUGCUGAUGGACAGAUAAGGAAGGCCUCCUUUCCUACCAUAGGAUCACUUCUGUCACACCCCCCCCCCCCCAAAAAAAACUCCCUGUUCAGCGGCUAAAUGAAUGUUCCCAUUGGGAUUCAUGAUCAACUGCGAAUUUGAAUGAGAAUCAGUUUUUGAAUGAAGCACAAUCACGGCGAAUGUGGGUGAGACCACGGGCGCCAGGGUUUGAUUUUUAUGUGAGACACACAAGGGACAAAUCACCUUGGAAUAUGACUAUUUCUUUACAACAAAGACGCUCAAAGAAUGUGUUGCUUCUCACCUAUUUGUCUGGAGAGGACAUGAAGCUGACAUCAAAAUCACUUUGUUUGUGCACACACAAUAGAAUCCCAGACUUAGUGUUUUUACACAAGACAAUCAACUUCAAUGUUUUUACACCUCUUUCAAAUCAGUAGGGACACAAUUAUAGCAAACAAUUUCAUUGAGUUUUGCUUUCAUUUGCUUUCUUGUUCUUUCUUAGGGCCUGGUUUAGAUUUCCUUUUAAACUUCAGUAUAUCUAUUCUAGUUGUCCAAAAGUUGUAAAAUGUGUAUUAGUCCUGGCUGUCUUCCACACCCAUACAACUGAUCAUUCCCACCUCAUUCUGGAAAAAGUACCAGAUGAGAAAUGUCAUUUGUCCAUUCAGAAUAAUUUCAUAACCCAUUUCCUCAUUUUAGUCUGAUCCCUAAAUGGCAAAUCUUAUAAUCGACCAACACAGGCUACCACCUCUCGAAAUAAAGAAACAUUUGCUUUAUCAUUCCAACUUCAGUGUGUGCACAUGCAGAUUUGUAGAAGGGGUAGUGAAAUCAAAGAAAAACCCUGUGCACAUCAAUGUUGGAGCACGGAACUUGGUAAAUGCUGAAGAUUUAGACAGUAAAGAGAGGAUCUCUUUGCGCUAACUGUGGGAGACGCCUGUACUGUUCAAUCUUUCCUAUACAAGGAAGCACUCAUGGCACAGUGUGCUGCUACCCAGACAAUUACAAAAGAUGUGUAAUUCAGAUUCUGAAAACCAUCAGUAAAGAAAUGUAUUUGUAUAUUCAGUAACUCCAAUUUAGAAAAUCAGUAUUCGUUGUCUCUCCAAUAAGGUUCUACCAUCAGUAUUUUGGAGUGGUUGAGAUUGGAAAUCUGACUGGAGAUCUGUCAUUAUUCCAGGGGGAUAAAAAUAGAUAUAACAUAGAUAUAGCCCAGUUUUGCCUUUGUCUACUUUGAAACCUUGGUUGGUAUUAUAGUCCUUUUAUUAACUGUUAGGAGGCAAGGUGGCGGAUUCAGCUACACUUGAGGCCAAAAGUUUACAUACACCUAAGCUAAAGAUAUUCAAAAUAAGGUUUUUCACAACUACACACACAUUUCAUGUUACCAUACAUUUUCUGUGUUAAGUCAAUUAGGGUAUCUACUUUAUUUC